GACUAUAACCACAAUGGCUCGAUUCGUCUUUCGAAUUCACACAAAAUUCCUUUUCUUAAACUCUCGUAAUAUUAUAUAUAAAUCACCAUUCCAUGACCGAAUCAUACCACAAGCACUACCACAUUUUAAACUCGAAACUCUCCCGAAAAAUAUGAAAAAUUUCGUGGAAACUCCGGAGAAAAUUCGGGAGCUGAAUGAAGAAGAAGAAGAAGAAGAAGUGAUCGACGACGAUGAUGAUGAGAAAGAAGAAGAAAAAAUUGAGACGUUCUUUGCGCUGGUUAGAGGGUACCAAGAGGCGCGAAACCGUCGAAGAAAUGAGCUCAAGGAACUCGAGACGAGGAACACGAAGAAAAUAAAAAACGAUUCGGGUUGGGUUCCGGCGUUUCGGUGGGAAGAUUUUACGCAUGAGAACGAGAGAAAGUGUCCUCUAGCGUUUCAGAUAGGCCGUGCUGGUUUGGUUAGUGGAAUUGAUAAGAAAAAAGAGAAGGUGGAAGAUGAAUAUAAUGAAGACGAGCUAGACUUGACGCUUGCUCUUUGAUUUCAUGUUGUUUAGCAUUUUAGCUAAUUAGUACGUGUUGAUCGAUUUAUUUUGGUACGUACUGGAUGUUUAAUAGAGUAUGGUUGUUUCUGCAA
Daucus carota subsp. sativus is the source of this 633-nucleotide messenger RNA. Its product is annotated as protein NIM1-INTERACTING 1. The record is from RefSeq and is a predicted model, not a curated record. Bases 14 to 538 code for a protein of 174 amino acids. Gene Ontology annotation, biological process: regulation of systemic acquired resistance. Lineage: Eukaryota; Viridiplantae; Streptophyta; Magnoliopsida; Apiales; Apiaceae. The transcript has a single exon.